This is a messenger RNA of Dreissena polymorpha, 873 nucleotides long. RefSeq lists its product as uncharacterized. The transcript has 3 exons. The record is from RefSeq and is a predicted model, not a curated record. Bases 156 to 536 code for a protein of 126 amino acids. Lineage: Eukaryota; Metazoa; Mollusca; Bivalvia; Myida; Dreissenidae.
AGGUGGACAUUAAUACUCAUUUGUAUUGGCUUACAUAAAGUUCCUUGCUCUGAUGGCCACGUAUCAUUUCAAAUUACGUCUCUGUAUAUAUAUCUGAAAAACGCGAAUGCUUAGUAAACAGUGUUGUUCUCUAGGACAAACAGAAGCUAAACAAGAUGCAGAGAUAUUUUAUUGUUGUCGGUGCUCUACUGUGUUUCAUUAACAUUGCCUGUGCGAUUGACCAUUAUGCCAUAGCCUACAAUUAUUUCGAUGAGAUGGCCCAGAAUUAUUGCGCUGCAAAAAGUGACGGCUGGGUGUUCAGUUUGCGACGUGAUUGUGCCGGCGUGGGUCCAACGUGUAACGACAUCUGGUUGCGUGCUUCGAUGGCUUUACCAUUAACAAACACCACAAUCAACUGCGAGCUAACCCAACCCCGUAUAUACAGCCAGACGCAAGAUAGGUUAGUUUCGCCACCUAUGGUUAUGGUUCUGGCGGAUGUACCUGGCCACCAAAUCACUGUGGACCAAGCUACUGCUGUUGCAAAGCGUUUUGAUUAAAACAAUCUACAUCACAGUUUUUGGACAUCGCUUAUUUUGUAUUAAUAAGUUGCUUUUAUGUAAUAUGCAAUUUUUAUUGCUAACGAUGUAUGGACAAAAUGAUGCAUGUAAUGUAGCUAUUAAACAGUUUGACGUAAUAUUUUUUAAGGUUUUGGAGCUUAAGGUAAAAUAAGUUGUAAAAUUAUGACGCAAAAACUGUGUGAUUUUUCCAAACAGUAGUUAUAAUCAAUAUCCGUUUUAAAAAGUUCUACAGCACGGAUAGUAAAAUAUUUUCAUAUUUCCUGUUCCUAUUUCACUGUUAACUAAUGUAAUUCCGAUUAAGUAAAAUAAAAACAAA